AUGGGGUUGAUUAAUCAACCUAUGAGUCAAAUUAGACUCACCAAUGUGUCCCUCGUGAGAAUGAAGAAAGGCAGAAAGCGAUUUGAGAUUGCUUGUUACCAGAACAAGGUCCAGGACUGGCGCCUGAAGGUUGAGAAAGAUCUUGAUGAGGUUCUCCAGAUCCCUCAAGUGUUCACCAACGUUUCCAAGGGUCAAGUGGCAAACAAUGAAGACUUGAAGGAAGCCUUCGGUACUAUCGAUCAGAAUGAAAUCAUUCUCGAAAUCCUUAAUAAAGGUGAAAUUCAACUCAAUGAAAAGGAGCGUUCGGCCAACUUACAGCAGAAGCAGAAUGAAUUUUUGACCAUCAUUUCCACUAAAUGCAUCAAUCCCAGACUGAAGAAGCGUUAUCCUCCCAGUAUGAUUCAGAAGGUGUUGACGGAGUUGAAGUUUCAUUUAAACCCUAAUAAGCCCCCCAAGACGCAGGCGUUAGAAGCUAUCAAAUUAUUAGUGGAAAAGCAAUUGAUUCCUAUUGCUCGGGCUCAGAUGAAGGUUCGUAUUGUGGUUCCCGUGGCACAAAAGAAGUUGUAUGAAGAGGACAUCAAACCGUUGAUCGACCAGGUUGAGGAAGAGGAAAAGGAUGCUAAAAAGCUUGAAUUGGUGGGUAUCAUCGAUCCCAUCAACUACAAGAAAUUGGGCGAGGUCAUUGGCUCGAAGGGAACAUUGGAAGUCGUUGAUAUGGCCGCGAUAAAGGAGACUUGA
Molecule: messenger RNA, 738 nt
Organism: Diutina rugosa
Lineage: Eukaryota; Fungi; Ascomycota; Pichiomycetes; Serinales; Debaryomycetaceae
Product: guanine nucleotide exchange factor
Exons: 1
Coding region: 1-738 (245 amino acids)
Biological process (GO): ribosome biogenesis; cytosolic ribosome assembly
Source: RefSeq, a predicted model, not a curated record